Radiomyces spectabilis is the source of this 768-nucleotide messenger RNA. RefSeq names its product ribosomal protein S27-domain-containing protein. The record is from RefSeq and is a predicted model, not a curated record. Gene Ontology annotation, cellular component: ribosome; cytosolic small ribosomal subunit. Gene Ontology annotation, biological process: translation; ribosomal small subunit assembly. Gene Ontology annotation, molecular function: RNA binding; structural constituent of ribosome. The coding region runs from base 257 to 574 and encodes 105 amino acids. Lineage: Eukaryota; Fungi; Mucoromycota; Mucoromycetes; Mucorales; Radiomycetaceae. The transcript has 4 exons.
GGACAUUAUCUAAGCGUCAUUAUGGCAAAGUAAAAAAGAAUAUACAUAAACCUCAAUCAUAUUGGACAACGAGGUGAAUUCAUGGAGGGGAUGAGUCAACAAAACCAUGGAGAUGGCCCCAAGCACUUGGUUGGUGCGGUGAGUCGGGGUUUCAUAUUGUCCAAUCAGAGCUCAUUGACAAUUUCACAGAAAAUAAUCGGGCUCUCGACGGGUGAGGAAUCCUUCCCUUUUCACCGAGCCUUCCCAAGACAGCAAUAUGACUUUGGCCGUCGAUCUUCUUAACCCUUCCGUUGAGCACGAGAAGCGCUCCCACAAGCUUAAGAGACUUGUUCAAUCUCCCAACUCUUACUUCAUGGAUGUGAAGUGCCCUGGUUGCUUGAACAUCAGCACGGUUUUCAGCCAUGCCCAGACCGUUGUUUUGUGCUCUUCCUGCGGUACUGUCUUGUGUCAACCUACCGGUGGUCGUGCCCGUUUGACUGAGGGUAAAUAUAAAUACGAAGGCAUGAUUUUCUCCAUGGCAAUCUCACUCAUGCGCUUUUUCGAAUUGCUUUCUUUUAGGCUCCUCUUUCCGUAGAAAGGCCAACUAAAUCGGUUGUCAAUGACGAACCGAUGUCGCUUCAGACGUUCAGUUGUAAAAUAGCCUAUGAUGACUCUAUAGCACAGAACAUAUUAAAAACAAUACAAUCUGAAGGAAAAAAAAAACGACUACUACUAAACUCUGGUCUGGUACCGACUUGUUAUUCGAUGACGUGGAUGAUGAACAGCCGG